Messenger RNA from Scatophagus argus, 2703 nucleotides. It is a transcript of the gene cbln1, whose product is annotated as cerebellin 1 precursor. The record is from RefSeq and is a predicted model, not a curated record. Lineage: Eukaryota; Metazoa; Chordata; Actinopteri; Scatophagidae. Gene Ontology annotation, cellular component: glutamatergic synapse; synaptic cleft. The coding region runs from base 621 to 1196 and encodes 191 amino acids. Gene Ontology annotation, molecular function: protein binding. The transcript is spliced from 3 exons.
UCCGAUGAUGGCUCUCCGUUACUGGGGUCUGUAAAAAAAAAAAAAAAAAAGACCAGGGCGGGCAUCUUGCGCUCGCGCGCCGCGUCCCUUCCUCUCGAGCCUUUUGUGUUUGAAAGUCUCAUAUCUCACAUAUCAAUAAUUCAAGCGCGCGCGAGAGAGAGCAGACGGAGCUCCCCCCCCGCGCGCUAUGAGUGCAGCUGCCUCGUCAGUCGUCCAGGGCCCCUCCGCACCGCGCGCGACUCUCGCUUAUUGUGUUUCCAAGUGACAGAGAAGCUGCUGAGAAGUGAGAAAAGAGGGGGAGAACAGGUGAAAACUGGCGAGUCGACCACAGACACGAGGGUAAUAAACUAAUUUUCGACAAAAGGAGAGAAGCUUAAAAAAUAAACCGUCUUGGUUUUCCUUUCAAGAGACUCCGCAAGGGAGAAAGUGUUUGCUGCAGGCCAGUUAGAUCCCCAAAACGGAGUGGCAUAUAGUUGUUAAAAAAACAAAAACAAAAACGUCUCGUUAAGGUUCAUCGAAGGAACACCGGGAAACUCUUGCUACGUUACUUUUUAAAAGGGGAGUAGACCUGCUGUUUAAGGGGUGAAGACGACCGAAGAAGUUCAUUGUUCCGGUCCGGUAUGUUGGCGUUUUGCCUGCUGAGUGCCGUGUGGCUCGCGGCGAGCCCGACCCGCGCUCAGAACGAGACGGAACCAAUCGUCCUGGAGGGCAAGUGCCUAGUGGUGUGCGACUCCAACCCGACCUCGGACCCCACGGGCACGGCGCUCGGGAUCUCGGUGCGCUCGGGCAGCGCCAAGGUAGCGUUCUCCGCAGUCCGGAACACGAACCAUGAGCCCUCCGAGAUGAGCAACCGGACCAUGGUCAUCUACUUCGACCGGGUUCUAGUAAACGUUGGAAAGAAUUUUGACGAGGAGAGAAGUAAUUUCAUCGCGCCACGCAAAGGGAUUUACAGUUUUAACUUCCAUGUCGUGAAAGUCUACAACCGCCAAACUAUACAGGUGAGCUUGAUGCACAACGGCUGGCCGGUGAUUUCGGCCUUUGCAGGUGACCAGGAUGUGACACGUGAGGCGGCUAGUAAUGGUGUUCUGAUCCAAAUGGAGAAGGGAGACCGGGCCUACCUCAAACUGGAGAGAGGAAACCUAAUGGGAGGAUGGAAAUACUCCACCUUCUCCGGCUUCCUGGUGUUCCCCAUGUAGAGGAAGAGGGAGAGGAAGAGGAAGAGGAGGAGGAGGAGGAGGAGCAGAGGGUGGAAACAAAGGAGGAGGAGUUUGUGGAAGAUGAAAAGUUUGACGAUGAGAAGGAAAAGGCAGAUGGAGGAAGAAGAAGAGCAAGAGGAAGAGAAAAUGACAUGAAAAAGUUGGAAAAGAAGAAAAAGAAAGAAGAGGAUAACAGACUAUGUUUGGGACGCUGCAGAGGGAGGAGGGAAGAGGAAGGAUGAGAGAUGUUAGAGAGAUGUAAGAACGAUAAAACAAGGGUGAAAAGAGAGAAGAAUUAUGAAACCAGUACAUAAAAAGUGUAUGGCCAGCUUCCUCGCUUCCCUUCCUCCUUUCAUCCAUCCUUUCCUCCCUCUGUUUUCUCUGUUGCUUGACUGCAGCUUUGGACAGCCAAAACUUUUUUUAUUCUCUGCUGAAAGACGCAAUUGAUCAUUUAUAUGUUCCAGAGUGUUCUAAAGCCUGAGUGUAACCUUCCCUCCCAUCCUUCAUGUUCAUUCAUUCAGUCAUUCAUUCAUUUAUCUCUGUCAACAUAAGCUUUGAAGAAUGUUUCUAGAAGAACUGCUUCCCACACCUCCCAUUUAUUUUGACCAUAUGUAUAUUCUUUUUUUUAUGCUCGACAUAAAUUGCACUGAUUUUGGAUCAUCCUCCACCCCAAAGCCAAACUAGAAUUUUUAUAGGGGAAACACUAAACUUUGAUCUAAAAUCAGGAGCUUGAGGCACAUUUACAUUCUGUGUAAAGCUGUAUUUUAUAGUUAUAAUAAUUAUUAGAUCUUGUAAAACUGUUCUUGAAAGACAUGUGUUUCUCCCCUCCUUUCCUUCCCAUUUCUUGUAGUCUCUGUUUCUUGAUCCUUGCUUUCAGAUGACUGUUUCUUUCAGCAACUAGCUAACACCACAACAUGCUCACCUGCUGUGGCAGUCACCCCUGGUGUGUGGCUGUGACUGAGAGCUGGAAAACUGGAUGCCUACAAAUGGAAAGCUCAGACAAGAGCAGAACUAACAUAAAUGCAACACAUAAACCAAAUAAUAUAUUGUUGUAAAAUAUCUCCUCCUUAUUUGCAACAAUAAGUACAUUUUGAUGGAAAGGUAAUGCUGCCCAAAAAGUCAUUAUAGUGGGGAAACAUCAAUCGACACCAAGUCACAAACUGUGGAUAUUUAACGUAACCCUGCAAUAUCUUCUCAUUGCAACUGAAGUAUUAAUAAACCAUUUUAUGCACUCAUAACUCUUGGCUAAAGUUAAGAAAAGAUCAUGGGUUUGCUAGCAAUAACAGGUUUUUUGGCCACUUGGGAGCAGUGGACACAAGUUGUGAACACAACAUUGGCACUGUUGCUUCUUGGCAAAGAAGCACUUGUUGCUUAUGUACUGGGGACGAGUAAGUACACUAUCAUCUGUAUGGGUUCAACCAACCACCAGUAAAUUGUUUGUAUCCAUAUCCAUAACGGAUGGGAAAAAUGUCAGUUUAAACCCGAAAAAUGAAGAGCCUGAAAUUGA